Durusdinium trenchii is the source of this 288-nucleotide messenger RNA. NCBI's taxonomy places the organism in Eukaryota, Dinophyceae, Suessiales, Symbiodiniaceae. The record is from the annotation of a GenBank genome assembly.
GAGACCCAAGCAAUUGCCGAUUUGGCAUUAGCUUUGCUGAAGGCUCGAUGCAUGGCUAUGCAGGACCACGUGCCAGACCCGAGGAUCACUUUUGAGUCACUCGCUCCUGGAGAACCUCAGCCUUUGACGGCCCUGGCCUCCUGCCGCCCUGUGCUUCGCACCUUGAUGGGUGCAGAGUGUGGUCAAGCUGUGGAUAUUUUGUCGGAGUGGAUUUGGAACCCAAACCAGGACGAUGCUGAAGUACACCAACUCUUCGUGAAUGCAGUCCAGCUGGUCAAGAACAUUAAG